Molecule: messenger RNA, 1231 nt
Organism: Neltuma alba
Lineage: Eukaryota; Viridiplantae; Streptophyta; Magnoliopsida; Fabales; Fabaceae
Product: floral homeotic protein AGAMOUS-like
Exons: 8
Coding region: 104-970 (288 amino acids)
Biological process (GO): positive regulation of transcription by RNA polymerase II
Cellular component (GO): nucleus
Molecular function (GO): RNA polymerase II transcription regulatory region sequence-specific DNA binding; DNA-binding transcription factor activity; protein dimerization activity
Source: RefSeq, a predicted model, not a curated record
AAAGAAUUUCCCAGUUCCUGAGAACUGUGUUCCUCCUUGUAACUCUUUUAUCGCUUCUGUUUUUCCUUAUCCCCAGCUAGCUUUUGCGAGGUUGAUUUCAGCCAUGGCGUUCCCAAAUGGUCAAGCCAUGUCGGGUUCAUCAUCUCCACAGAGAAAGAUGGGAAGAGGGAAGAUUGAGAUCAAGAGGAUCGAGAACACCACGAAUCGCCAGGUCACUUUCUGUAAGCGCAGAAAUGGCCUCCUCAAGAAGGCUUAUGAGCUCUCUGUGCUUUGUGAUGCUGAGGUCGCUCUCAUCGUCUUCUCCACUCGUGGUCGCCUCUAUGAAUAUGCUAAUAACAGUGUGAAAGCAACAAUUGAGAGGUACAAGAAAGCUUGCUCAGAUUCGUCUGGUGCUGGAUCCACUUCUGAAGCUAACGCUCAGUAUUAUCAGCAAGAAGCUGCCAAACUGCGUGCUCAAAUCAGUAACCUGAGGAAUAACAACAGGCAAAUGAUGGGGGAGACUCUGGCAGGAAUGAACGCUAGAGAACUCAAAAACUUGGAGGGUAAGUUAGAGAGAGGCAUUAGCAGAAUUCGUUCCAAAAAGGUACGAUCUUUUUUCUUUCUUGUCUUCUCUUGUUGUAUGUGUGGAUUUUAUAGUUUUUUUCUGACUUUUUCUUCUUCCCUUGUGGCGUUUCUUCCCAAACACUUGCACCAGAAUGAACUUCUGUUUGCAGAAAUCGAGUACAUGCAGAAAAGGGAGGUAGACUUGCACAAUAACAACCAGCUUCUUCGAGCUAAGAUAGCUGAGAGUGAGAGAAACCAGCAGCAGCAGCAACAUAACAUGAAUGUGUUGCCUGGAGGCUCAAACUAUGAAGCAAUGCAGUCUCCAAAUGAGCAUCAGUUUGACUCACGAGGCUUCUUCCAAGUCACUGGUUUGCAACCUACUAAUCACUACGCUCCCCAAGACCACAUGUCCCUUCAAUUAGUGUGAUGUACUUGUGACAUAUUUAAGAACUUCUGCUUCUUGUAUUUUGGCAUAAUGAUGGCAGAUGAAUGCUAGAGCUUAAACGCAACAAAUAUAUGUAUAAGCAGAAUUGUGUGAGAAAGAUAUAUAUUUUGAUGUAUUAGUUACCUCUAUGUACUGGCUUUAUUUGUAGACAUUAAUGAUAGCACUGAAUAUUCUGUAUUCAUGCUGAAAGCUGCUUAAAUUUGUGUUUAGCAUGAUAUAUGGAGAAGACAGCUUGACAUGUUU